AUGCUUCAUAUUAGAAGAUUUUCGAAGUCAUCCCACCGCUUGAAGUCACUUAACAAGUACUCAAGUAUCGUCACUCAGGAUGAAUCACAGGGUGCUUCAAAGGCCAUGCUCUAUGCGACGGGAUUUUCAGACGAAGAUUUUUCUAAGGCGCAAAUUGGAGUUGGGUCUGUAUGGUGGUCCGGAAACCCAUGUAACAUGCACCUUAUGGAUAUGAAUAAUCGUUGUUCAGCGUCCGUGAACAAGUCAGGUUUGAAAGCGAUGCAGUUUAAUAGUAUAGGUGUUUCUGAUGGUAUAACGAAUGGUACAGAAGGUAUGAAAUACUCAUUACAAUCACGUGAAAUUAUUGCCGAUUCUUUUGAGACCAUGAUAAUGGCCCAGUUAUACGAUGGUAGUAUCGCGAUUCCAUCUUGCGAUAAAAAUAUGCCGGGAACAUUGAUGGCCAUGGGAAGGCAUAACAGGCCAUCCAUCAUGGUGUAUGGUGGAACAAUUAUGCCAGGUUCUCCAACAUGUGGAGGAAGAGAUCCAGCAGUCAUUCCCGACAAAAUUGAUAUCAUCUCCGCAUUCCAGUCGUAUGGUCAAUAUCUUUCUAAUUUGAUCACUAACGACCAGAGGAAGGAUAUCGUAAGGCAUGCCUGUCCUGGACCUGGUGCUUGUGGUGGUAUGUAUACAGCAAAUACGAUGGCUUCUGCGGCUGAGGUAAUGGGAAUGUCCUUACCUUUCUCUUCUUCAGCUCCUGCUAUAUCGAAAGAGAAAGCCGCUGAAUGUGAUAACAUUGGAGAUGCUAUUAAGAAGUUGUUGAGUUUAGAUUUGAAACCAAGAGAUAUCAUGACGAAGAAGGCGUUUGAAAACGCUAUUACGUAUAUCAUUGCAACUGGUGGUUCUACGAAUGCCGUAUUACACUUGAUUGCAAUUGCUCAAUCUGUUGAUGUCAAAUUGACUGUAGAGGAUUUCCAAAGAAUUUCAGAUUCAACACCCCUUUUGGCGGAUUUCAAACCCUCUGGUAAGUAUGUUAUGGCAGACCUCCAACAAUACGGGGGCACACCCGCCGUUAUGAAGAUGCUUUUGAAAGAAGGUUUAAUUGAUGGCUCACAAAUGACGGUGACCGGUAACUCUGUUAAGGACAAUUUAGAGAAAGUUAAAAGUUUGCCGGACGGUCAGGACAUUGUGAGACCAGUAUCUAAUCCAUUGAAGCCAAAUGGUCACUUGCAAAUCUUAAAGGGCUCUUUGGCUCCAGGAGGGGCCGUAGGAAAGAUCACAGGAAAAGAAGGAACUUAUUUCAAAGGUAAGGCUAGAGUGUACGACUACGAAGCUGCAUUUAUCACAUCUUUACAAAACGGUGAUAUUAAGAAAGGCGAAAAGACGGUCUGUAUAAUAAGGUACGAGGGACCAAAAGGUGGUCCAGGAAUGCCUGAAAUGUUGAAACCUUCUUCUGCUUUGAUGGGAUAUGGAUUAGGAAAGGAUGUUGCUUUAUUGACUGAUGGAAGAUUUUCAGGAGGCUCUCAUGGGUUUUUAAUCGGACACAUUGUUCCAGAAGCUGCGGUCGGUGGUCCAAUAGCUCUUGUUGAAGAUGGUGAUGAAGUUGUCAUUGAUGCAGAAAACAACAAGAUCGAUGUUUUAGUUUCUCAGGAGAUCAUGGAUGAAAGAAGAAAAUCGUGGAAAGCUCCAACACCGAGGUAUCGUAGAGGUACCUUAGCUAAGUACAGUGCUCUUGUAAGUGAUGCAUCUUCUGGAUGUGUCACUGAUAACUUUAACUGGAAUAAAAAUUAA
Messenger RNA from Priceomyces carsonii, 1767 nucleotides. RefSeq names its product dihydroxy-acid dehydratase (gene ILV3). Gene Ontology annotation, cellular component: mitochondrion. Gene Ontology annotation, molecular function: dihydroxy-acid dehydratase activity. The transcript has a single exon. Bases 1 to 1767 code for a protein of 588 amino acids. Gene Ontology annotation, biological process: branched-chain amino acid biosynthetic process. The record is from RefSeq and is a predicted model, not a curated record. NCBI's taxonomy places the organism in Eukaryota, Fungi, Ascomycota, Pichiomycetes, Serinales, Debaryomycetaceae.